AUGGACAAUGACCGGGACCGACUGAUGUACAUGAAUAGCAUUACGAUGCUUAAUGAUGGAAUGCGCAAGAGAAUUGAGCAGUUCAAAGAAUCAAAGAUUGCAUUGGUGGAAUCGAACGCAAGACUCAAAUUGGAGAUUCAAGAUUUGACCCAAAGGAAAAAAGAAUUGGAUCAAAUCCACAAGGAGAACUCUUGUCCGAUCUGCCUUUCCCGGUGGCAUCUCGAUGGCGACCAUUUUCCGAUGUCUUUGAAAUGCGGCCAUGUUUUCGGUGCGAAGUGCAUCUUCCAGCACUUGGGAUCUUGCUUUGCUUGUCCCACCUGCAGACAGCCGGUGUAUUAUAACUCACUACGCAGCCUCUACCCAUAUUAA
Molecule: messenger RNA, 369 nt
Organism: Drosophila eugracilis
Lineage: Eukaryota; Metazoa; Arthropoda; Insecta; Diptera; Drosophilidae
Exons: 1
Coding region: 1-369 (122 amino acids)
Biological process (GO): protein ubiquitination; interstrand cross-link repair
Cellular component (GO): nucleus
Molecular function (GO): ubiquitin protein ligase activity
Source: RefSeq, a predicted model, not a curated record